Molecule: messenger RNA, 951 nt
Organism: Scheffersomyces amazonensis
Lineage: Eukaryota; Fungi; Ascomycota; Pichiomycetes; Serinales; Debaryomycetaceae
Exons: 1
Coding region: 94-951 (285 amino acids)
Biological process (GO): mRNA splicing, via spliceosome
Cellular component (GO): U2AF complex; spliceosomal complex
Molecular function (GO): pre-mRNA 3'-splice site binding; metal ion binding
Source: RefSeq, a predicted model, not a curated record
UUUUAUUUUUUUAAUAUUCUCAGUCUUAAAAAAAAGAUGUUACAAGUCUAAUUACACAUUUGUUUCAUAGUGCAGAUCUAUACCAAAAGCAAAAUGAGUUAUACCUUAACACAACGUGGAAGUUCAGGAGAGGUAGUCCAUAAGAAUAUCACAGCCCUGGAUGGUUCCAGGUUGAACUGUCAAUUUUACAGUAGAAUAGGGGCUUGUAGACACGGAGAGAAAUGUUCUAGAAAUCAUGUCAAGCCAACAUCAUCUAAUGUUAUAAUACUACCAAACUUAUAUCAGAAUCCAAAGUUGAACAAGAAUGACACUCAUGUAGAUGAUGGUCAGAUUCAGAAAACUUUUGAUCACUUUUAUGAGGAUGUAUUUAUAAAGUUUGCCUCUCUUGGUCAAGUAGUGGAACUUGCAGUAUGUGAAAAUGAGAAUAAUCAUUUAAAUGGGAAUGUUUAUGUUACAUAUCAUAGUAAAGAGGAAGCUGCUCGUGCUGCUGCCAUAUUAAACCAAGAAUGGUAUAAUGGAAAACCAGUGUAUUGUGAUUUAUCACCAGUUGAUAAGAUUGAUGAUGCUACAUGUCGUGCUUACGAAGAAUCAAACUGUGCUAGAGGAGAUAUUUGUAACUUUAUGCAUUUAAGGCAUCCUACUCAUCAAUUAGAAGAAAGCUUACAUAAUUCUCAGAAGAAAUCUAUCAUUCUUAGAAAGCUAGCAAAAGUAAGUAGUAAGCCAGUGACUGGUAGUGGUAGUAGUACAUCCGCUGCGACUGCGACUGCGACUGCGACUGCAACAACUGCGACUGCGACUGCGACUGCGACUGCAACAACUGCGACUGCUAGUGCUUCAACAUUUGGAGCUCCUACGACGUUUGGAGCUCCUGCUGCACCAGUUGCUCCUGUUGCUCCACCUACUGGAAGAGAAAAGAGUACUAUUGAAGAUAUCAGUAGUUUAUUUGCUUAA